AAAUGUGUGUCUGCACGUCUUUGCUCUAGUGUUUUGGGUCAGAUAACAAUGGAUUGUGUUGUCAAGCCACCUCAAAAGGGUGAUCCAUCUUAUGAUCUUUUUAUUAAGGAAAAAUCUGAGGUACUGAAAUCUUUAAAGGAAAGAGCGUUGCUAGUUGAGAAGACCUUUAACAAGAUUAGAGGAAUGAAAUGUAAUGCUGUAGUUGGAGCCAUGUAUGCUUUUCCUAGAAUAACUCUGCCUGAAAAGGCUAUUCAAAAAGCUAAGUCACUUGGACAGGCUCCUGAUUUUUUCUAUGCAAUGCAACUUCUUGAGAAUACUGGGAUAUGUGUAGUACCUGGAAGUGGGUUCGGGCAAAUACCAGGAACAUAUCACUUCAGGACAACAAUACUACCACAGACUGAUAAAUUGAAAGCUAUGUUGAAACGGCUGGAGGAAUACCAUGAAAAAUUUCUGGAUGAAUAUAAGUAGUUCUUCAGCUAUCUUCAAAAGUCCACUCAAUAACUGAGAAUGACUUUACAUUACAUUCAUAAAUGUUAUCUUGUUGUUGAAUUACAUUAUUUAGAAUGUUCUUUUGGAAAAUCUGUUUUCUGUAAAUGAAAGAAAUAUAAUAAAAUCUGAUAUUGUUAGCUCGUGUAAAG
Messenger RNA from Parasteatoda tepidariorum (common house spider), 638 nucleotides. Its product is annotated as alanine aminotransferase 1. The record is from RefSeq and is a predicted model, not a curated record. Gene Ontology annotation, biological process: biosynthetic process. Gene Ontology annotation, molecular function: transaminase activity; pyridoxal phosphate binding. Lineage: Eukaryota; Metazoa; Arthropoda; Arachnida; Araneae; Theridiidae.